ACUGAAGUAGUAUACAGAAAUAGCACUAUUAUAUUGGCAUUCGCGACUUUUCGUCAUUAUAAUAAUCAUUUUUCCGCUUUUGUUCCGAAUUGCUUUUUCCAUUAAAUUUCCAAAAGUCGGAUUAAAUUUGUUUGGAUAAAUAAAAAGAAAGCCAUAGAUUUGGUCGAAAAACGUGCAACAGUGAAAGUGUGAACAUUUUCAGAGAAUAAAAACAAUUAAAUUAUAAUGGAUAAAGUUAGUUCUGUCGCUAUUUUAGAUGCUGGAGCACAGUAUGGAAAGGUGAUCGACAGACGUGUUCGAGAGCUAAAUGUUUUAUCGGAAAUAUUACCGCUUGACAUAGAAGCAUCAAAACUGCGUGAUUAUAAAUCAAUCAUUAUAUCGGGCGGACCAAACAGUGUUUAUGACGAUAGUGCACCGCAGUAUGAUGCUGACAUUUUCAAAUUGGGCAUACCAAUACUUGGGAUAUGCUAUGGUAUGCAAGUCAUUGCAAAAGAAUUUGGCGGUGAAAUUGAAAGAAAAGAUGUACGUGAAGAUGGACCGACAGAAGUUAAAGUUGACACAAAAUGCCCACUAUUCGACCAUUUAGACGAACAACAACAAGUUUUGCUAACACAUGGCGAUAGCAUUACCAAAUCCGGCGAUCGUUUAAAGAUUGCCGCAAUGUCUGAAAGCGAUGUAAUCGCCUCUAUUUGGAAUGAGGAAUUUCGUGUGUUUGGUGUUCAAUUUCAUCCAGAGGUGGAUAUAACUACAAAUGGCCAACAAAUGUUGCACAAUUUUCUGAUGAAAAUUUGUGGAUUGGUACCAAGCUACACAAUGGAAUGCCGUAAAGAGAGCUGUAUCAAAUACAUUCGUGACAUCGUUGGAUCGAGCAAAGUCUUAGUUUUGGUCAGUGGUGGUGUUGAUUCAACUGUAUGUGCCGCUUUGCUUACACGCGCACUGAAUCCAAAUCAAAUUCAUGCUGUUCACAUUGAUAACGGAUUUCUGCGAAAGGACGAAAGCAAAGAAGUUGAAGAGUCCCUCAAUCGACUGGGAUUGGAGAUUAUUGUGAAAACUAGUUUCUACAAGUUUUUUAAAGCAACAACAACCGUAAGAAAAGCCAAUACAACGUACAAUACGGAAACGCCAAUGCUUUGCUUUGCAAUAAAUCCGGAAGAAAAGCGUAAAAUUAUCGGCGAUACAUUUUUGAAAAUUGCAAAUGAAACGAUGCGAGAAUUGAAUUUGGACCCAAAAGAUGUAUACCUGGCACAAGGCACAUUGAGACCCGAUCUUAUUGAAUCAGCAUCUGAAUUGGUUAGCAAAAAUGCUGAUACCAUUAAAACGCAUCACAAUGAUACGGAGCUGGUUCGUCAACUUCGUGCGGCCGGUCGAGUUGUUGAACCAUUAAAGGAUUUCCAUAAAGAUGAAGUGCGCAGACUUGGCCGUGAUUUGGGUUUGCCAGACGCUUUAGUUGAUCGUCAUCCGUUCCCCGGUCCUGGUUUGGCUAUACGAAUUCUGUGCGCAUCCGAACCAUAUUUGGAAAAAGAUUUCGCCGAAACUCAGGUAAUUGCACGUGUGAUUGCCGAAUACUAUUCCAAGUCACAAAAAAAUCAUGCUCUACUCAAUCGUGUUACGAAUGCAACCACAAAAAAUGAACAAGUGGCAUUAGAAGAGAUUUCAAAGAAAAUGAAAAUCAAUGCCACUUUACUGCCAAUUCGAAGUGUUGGUGUACAGGGUGACUGCAGAUCUUACAGUUAUGUUCUUGGUUUAUCCACGGAAGAGACACCAGAUUGGAAGGAUAUGCUAUUUUUGGCCAAACUUAUCCCUAAAAUUUUACAUAAUAUCAAUCGUGUUUGCUACAUUUUCGGUGGUCCAGUUCAAUUCCCGAUCAGCGAUAUUACUGAAACGAAAAUUAGCCAAUAUAGUUUGGCUCAAUUGCGACAAGCCGAUCAUUUAGCAAAUACGAUUUUGCAUACGAGCGGUUGCAUGUCAAAAAUUUCACAAAUGCCUGUGGUGUUGAUACCGAUCCACUUUGAUCGAGAUCCAGUAAAUCGAAUCCCAUCGAGCUCUCGGUCCAUUGUCCUACGGCCAUUCGAUACCAACGAUUUCAUGACCGGUGUACCAGUUGUUCCUGGCUCAGAGAAAUUACCGCAACCGGUCAUAGAUAAAAUGGUGCGAGCGAUUGGUGGAAUUGAUGGUAUUACACGUGUUCUGUACGAUUUGACCUCAAAACCGCCCGGUACAACCGAAUGGGAAUAAAGAAUAUGAAUUUCAAACAUUUUUUUUGUUAUUUAAUAUAUGGAAACGAAGAUGCAUUUUCACGUGAAAAUAAGUUGACUUUUGAUUGUAUUAAGUGUAUACACAGUUGCAAAAAAAAAAAUUUGGCCAUUGAGUGAAUAGAGUGAAAUGACAUUAAACAGUCACAGCUAAUUGUUAAUGUUGAACACAAAGAAUCGAUGAUAACGAUAGAAAAAAACUUAUCACUUUAUUGUAAGAAAAUGAAGAGGAAAGAGAGAGAGAGAGAGAGAGAGAGA
Messenger RNA from Contarinia nasturtii (swede midge), 2510 nucleotides. RefSeq names its product GMP synthase [glutamine-hydrolyzing] (gene bur). Gene Ontology annotation, biological process: GMP biosynthetic process. The record is from RefSeq and is a predicted model, not a curated record. The transcript has 10 exons. Bases 226 to 2235 code for a protein of 669 amino acids. Gene Ontology annotation, cellular component: cytosol. Lineage: Eukaryota; Metazoa; Arthropoda; Insecta; Diptera; Cecidomyiidae. Gene Ontology annotation, molecular function: GMP synthase (glutamine-hydrolyzing) activity; GMP synthase activity; ATP binding.